AUGGAUCACCAGGGGGCGGCGAUGAUGGGCGGCUGCGGUGGCGGAGGGGUUUAUGGGUAUGCGGAGAUCUGGCCGGAGUUUCAGGUGAGCAGCAAUGCGGCGGCGUAUGGGUUGGGACUGGAUCCGAUGCUGACGGAUCACGGAUCGGGUCAUGACCCGGACGGUAGUGGGUCGAGGAAAAGGAAAGAGGAAGGUGAUGAGGUGUCCGCCAACGGAGGAGCUUCCACCAGCAAUUGUAAUGGCGGCGGCGGCACACCUACUUUUCCGAAUGGAAGUGAUGGUAAGAAACCGAAGGCUAUGGAGUCGAACGAAAAUAAUACAGAAAACGAAAGAGAAUCAAACAAGAAUGCCAAGCAAACUUCGAAACCAGCCGAACAACCUAAGCAAGACUAUAUCCAUGUCCGGGCCAGAAGAGGUCAGGCUACCGAUAGUCACAGUUUAGCCGAAAGAGCUCGCAGAGAAAAGAUUAGUGAAAGGAUGAAGAUUCUCCAAGAUUUAGUGCCCGGUUGUAAUAAAGUUAUCGGCAAAGCUCUUGUGCUCGAUGAGAUUAUUAACUAUAUUCAAUCUUUACAGCGCCAAGUUGAGGUAUAUCUCUCUCUUUCUUCAUGUGUGAGUGCCAAUGUAAGUGAAAAAUGCGUAAUCACAAUCUGUCCUUUGUCGAAGUUUUUAUCAAUGAAGCUUGAAGCAGUAAACGCGAGAGGGACCAUGGAUGGAUAUCCUUCAAAAGAUCAACCUUUUGAGGCUCCCGGAGUAGCAUUCAGUUCACCAAGCGCACGGGAAUACGACAUGGGCUCGUCUCCAGACUGGCUACUGGCUACACAUGCAGAUCGGCGGAAGCUUUGA
This is a messenger RNA of Striga hermonthica, 843 nucleotides long. The record is from the annotation of a GenBank genome assembly. Lineage: Eukaryota; Viridiplantae; Streptophyta; Magnoliopsida; Lamiales; Orobanchaceae.